Molecule: messenger RNA, 1977 nt
Organism: Branchiostoma floridae (Florida lancelet)
Lineage: Eukaryota; Metazoa; Chordata; Leptocardii; Amphioxiformes; Branchiostomatidae
Product: translation initiation factor IF-3, mitochondrial-like
Exons: 3
Coding region: 126-1022 (298 amino acids)
Biological process (GO): ribosome disassembly; mitochondrial translational initiation
Cellular component (GO): mitochondrion
Molecular function (GO): translation initiation factor activity; ribosome binding
Source: RefSeq, a predicted model, not a curated record
CACUACAAACCUCCGUACAACCACUGCUCCUCUUCUUCGACGUCCGCCAUUUUGGCACGCUGUGUGUGAGCCGCUUCGGCAAACUUCGGGUCUUUCCGGAAACUGCCGAUCACUCGAUAACCAAGAUGGCGGCGCCCAUGUGCAGGGGCAAAAUUCUGGCAGUCCUCUGCAUAAAGAAGCUCCAAGUUCAACAUGGAAGAUUUCCGUGGACUUUGAAGCGAGCUCAGUUUUUCAUGUCUUCUUCUUCGUUCUCAAAAUUCUCGUUGUUUAAUGAGACAACAUGUAACAGAACACAACAACAAGCAACCAAAAUGCUCCACUGGAGAAGAAACAUCGCAUCUUUGGAUGGGAGUCACAAAUCCUGCAUCCCCAUUGGCUGUUGCAGUUUUUCCUCAUCAUCUGCACCAACCAAUGAGAGCGAGGGCUCAACCAGACCACAUACAGGAGUCAAGCUGCCCACAACAGUAAAAAUAAAGACUCUAGAUGCUGUCGGACAAAGGAUUCGACCUGGAACAAUCCACCUUUUCGAUCAAGAGGGGAAUAGCAUGGGAGCAAUCCACAGCUAUCAGGCUUUGAAACGUUUAAAUGAGCCUGAAAACAGUGGCCUUCGGUUGAUCUUGAUUGACGCUGAUGCAAAACCGUACGCAGCAUACCAACUCAUGACCCCACAACAACUGCUGGAAGAGAGAGCCAAACUGAGGGAAGAAAAGAAGGCGCAAAAAGGAGUGGGAGCGGUGCAGUCCAUGCGAUUUUCGUCAGACAUUACGAAACACGACCUCACACACAAGGUUCACAAGAUAGACAGUUUCAUUGAGAAGAAGUCGCUGGUCAAAAUUUCCAUCACCAACCCUAGAAAAAGCAAGAAAACAACAGAGGAUAUGGUAAAGCUAGCAGACAACAUUCUGAAGUCCUUGACGUCCAAAGCUACCUACCAGACCCCUCCAGCACUGAAGGGAACAUCAGUCAAUUGUGUACUCAGGCCUCUGUCAGACAAGGAAGCCAGUACGGGCAAGAAGAAAUAAAGACAAGGCUUUCUUUAACAUCUUACAUGUCAGAGACACUACAAAUGGACACAAGAAAUUCUGGCUCGAGAGUACUAAGGAAGAACUCUGUUGUAUCAAAAGAGAACAUACUUUUACCUUAAAAGUUUAUUAUACAUGUACUCUUCAUGUAGAGGUUCGGCUCCAGCUGUUUUUUGACGUUCUUUUAGGUGUUUUUAUCAGGCAGUGGGGUAUAUAACAUUAGAGAAAACCAUGCAAAAUAGAAAGCCUGUCAAAAAAAUGUUAAAAAACAGCCGGAGCCAAACCUCUGCUUGGAGAGUACCUUUGUCAUAUGAGGAAUGAUGCCUUGUCAAUAGGUGGCCGUAUGUUAUACAUGGUAAAUAGAAUUUUCUUUAGAUUUAAAUUGGUAGAUAGAUGAACAUCUACAGUAGUGCAAAGUCAAUGGAGAAAACUGUGAAACUGCAUUAUCUUACAUUGUAUUUCAGCUGUAGUCUUUCUGAAUAUAAUGUGUAAUAGACCUUAGCUUAGUGAAAUACAAAAAAAUUAGGACUGAAUUUGUUCAUGUACUCUUAAGUGUUGUAAAAUGCAUGUAUAAUUAAUUAAACAAAUAUGCUGAAGAUGUGGAUUUAUAGAGAAAUUACUUAUGUAUUGGAUAGAACAAUAUUUAUCUACAAGACCAUCACCGGCAUUUCCCUGCAUAAUAAAAUAAUUACUAGUUGCAGCUAUUGUCUGUAUAGGAACAUACAUUCUGGACUUGCAGGUCUAUUAAAGGAAUUUCAGAUAAUAUAGUCAGUCCUAGCCUGAAUGUAUAACAAACUGAAAAUAAAGCUACUGCUAGUAUUGCUUGCAUAUUAGUAUUAUAAACAUAAGGAGACUAUACCAUGUUAAGAUGCUUUCUUCUGCUUGAGUUUUGUAAACUGUGCUACUAAAUGCAAGUCUUGAUCUAUUUGUGUCUAUAAAGCUGAUUGGAUACUUA